AUGACUGCGGACGCCUGCUCGUCCUUUCCCCUGUGCCCCAAACACUGGCAUUCCAUAGGGAUUUGGAAAGAGCGUGAAGUCACAACAACAACAACCACAACAACAACAACAACCACCACAACCACAACAGCAACAGCAGCAACAGCAACAAGACCGAAGAAGAAGAAGAAGAAAAAGAAGAAGAAGAAGACGACGACGACGAUGACGACAGGCCGGGCCCUCGAGGCCUUUGAUGAAGGAGUGGCCGCUGCUGCGGCCGGCGACGAGAGGACUCGUCGCCGGGCACGUCGGGCCCUUGUCCGGGCGUGUCAGGAGGAGGAGCGGAGGGUGGAGAGGGAGGAGGAGAGGAUAGAGAGGCGGAGGGAGAGGGAGGAGGCGGCGGCGGCGGCGGCAGAUGCUGCUGCCGUACGGACGAGGGAGCUGGCGGUGGCCAACCGCGAGGCGGAGGUGGAGGCGGCGGAGGAGGCCGUGGAGAUGCGGGAGGAGGAGGUGACGGCGCGGGAGGACGCCGUGGCCGUGCUCCUGGCCGCGUACGACCAGGAGCAGAUGGCCCCUGGUGGUGAAGAGGGGGAUGACGAGGCCGAGCAAUGGCUCUCAUAA
Messenger RNA from Clonostachys solani, 600 nucleotides. Lineage: Eukaryota; Fungi; Ascomycota; Sordariomycetes; Hypocreales; Bionectriaceae. The record is from the annotation of a GenBank genome assembly.